AUGGCCAAAGGGACGACAAUCACAGCUCUUGUUCAAUCACCAAAUGGUGGGGGGCCACCGGUAGUCUCGCGAGACCAGCCUAUGCCGCAAAUCAGAGAGCCACACGAAGUCCUGAUCCGUGUAUCGGCCGUCGCGCUCAACCCAACCGACUACAAGAUGCCGGACUACCACCCAGUGCCUAACGCUGUCAUGGGUUGUGAUUUCAUGGGCACUAUUGUCGCUGCUGGCCCUGAGGUCGACAGCACGUGUCUCGGGAUGCGUGUGUGCGGUCCUAUGCAUGGCUCGAACCCCGGGAACCCGGACUCGGGAGCGUUUGCCGAAUAUCUCAUCCAAGACAGGCGUCUUCUUGUGCAAGUUCCGGAUUCAUGGAGUGAUCUCGAGGGGGCAGCGCUUGGAGGGGUGGGAUGGGCGACCGUGGCACUGGCCAUGGAGGACUCGCUCCUUCUGACGGGCACUCCCUCGAAACCUGCCCCCCUGCGGUCCGACGGAACUCGAGUGCCAGUCCUCGUGUAUGGCGGUGCUACGGCCACCGGCACCAUGGCUUGCCAGUUGCUAUCGAGUGCCGGCUACGAUCCCAUCGCUACAUGCUCUCCGGCUUCCGCGGCUCUUGUGAAGAAGUACGGUGCUGCUUCUACGACUCCAUACUCCUUCCCAACCUGCGGGGAGACAAUCCGCGACGCGACAAAAGGCGCUAUUCGAGCGGCAAUUGACUGCAUCACAACACCUGAGUCGGUAAAAUGCUGCUUCACAGCUCUUGGCCGUGCGGGUGCGCGAUAUGCUUCCCUCGAACACGCCCCCGAUGAGUGGAGGACGAGAAAAGCAGUCAGGAUGGACAUGCCUAUGACAUAUGUAGUCAUGGGCCGAGAAGUGAAGCUCGAUGGCGUAUACCACCGCGACGCGGACCAGUCCAAGUUUGACCUGGGAGCACGGUGGGCGCUCGAGGUUCAGGCCUUGGUGGACGAGGGACGUCUGAGAUGCCAUCCGGCCCGUGAAGUGCCGGGCGGAUGGCAAGGCGUUAUCCAAGGCCUCGAAAUGUUGAAAGCAGGCCAAGUCCGAGGGCAAAAGCUUGUAGUAAGAGUAGGGGGUGCUUGA
Messenger RNA from Colletotrichum graminicola M1.001, 1092 nucleotides. Its product is annotated as alcohol dehydrogenase GroES-like domain-containing protein. NCBI's taxonomy places the organism in Eukaryota, Fungi, Ascomycota, Sordariomycetes, Glomerellales, Glomerellaceae. The transcript has 2 exons. The record is from RefSeq and is a predicted model, not a curated record. Bases 1 to 1092 code for a protein of 363 amino acids. Gene Ontology annotation, molecular function: oxidoreductase activity, acting on NAD(P)H.